CGUGAUGAUGCAGGUUGUUAACAGGAUGUAGAUUUAAUUGACAUAUAACUGGGUAGCUAGUAAAUGCCAUUCACUCUAAGAACUGACAACUCUCGGUCAAUAUGCAAGUCUCAAACUUCAUUCUGCUAUUAACUGUUGUCAUCACUGUCAUAGCACAACCAGAAUGUUUAGACGGACAACUUCGUCUUCCUGAUCAUGAAGUACCCACACUUUUUGAGUACUGUCACAAUGGAGAAUGGAGAUGGAUCUGUCAUGAUGAAAGUCAGUGGAAUAUUGAGAGAUUAGAGGCUACUUGUGGACAACUGGGAUAUUCGCAUGAAUUUGGACUAGUAAAUACCGGGGAUUCUCAGAAUGGUUCAAGAAGAGUAGUCACUCUGAGUGGCUGCAAUGGACCAAGACUAACAGAGUGUAUGGUGACACCCAAUGACAGCUGUAACUCUCUUGUGCGACUAGUGUGUACCACGGCUAACUGUGCUGGUGGUGGAGAGACAAGAUUGGUGGGUGGAUCCACUGACAGAGAGGGACGAGUGGAGGUGUGUGCUAACAGACGAUGGAGGACAGUUUGCACUGGCAGUCAAGAACUGGCAACAGCUGUUUGUUCACGAAUAGGAAUUGACAGUUUAGUAUUAGAAGGAAGCACUGUGGCAGUAACUAACUCAUUUCCUCAUGGAGCAUUUCCAGUGUACAGCCUGGAGUGCAACAGGCAGCAAUUCGAUGGAGAUUUGCGCUGUAGUCUAGUUGAAGGAUGUAACAGCUUUGUGGAGCUUGGAGUUGUUUGUAAAAAGUAUGAAGAUCUACGCAAUGAAUGUUCUAGGACUAGUACACUGUCUACAUUGUCAACUAGCGUACAAGUUACUACACCUUUGCCUACUACUACAACAUGUGGCCCUAUCAAAUCAGAUUUUAAAUCAGACUUUAAAUGUACUGGUAAUUCCACCAACCUCACUGCUGGCAUUGGUGUACUGGUGGCUCUGUUACUAGCCGUAUCAGUUGGUUGGAUAGUGUCCUGUGUUAUUCUACUCAGGAGAGGAAAGACUGUGCACAAACAACAUGUUGAUGCAGGUACUAUGUCAACAAGCAAUCAGAGCUACACACAACAGGACAUCAACACACAGCUCUACGCUGAGGCCACUUCACCUGAUACAACCUACAGUAGGCUGAACAGAAGUGAUAAACAGACGGAGAAAAUUGCUACCUACGAUUACGCUGAUCCCAACCAGAUAAGAGUAGAGCGUUCCCAAGCAACCAACCCACCACCAGUGAGUGGUGAAGCUAUCGUGAGAGAAGAGGAGUUCUACAUUGCUGAGGAUCACACGUACGCAGCUGUCAAUAAGAAAGCCAAGAAUAAAAAGAAGCCGAAGAAUGCAGAAUCUGAUGGAGAGGGAGAGAGUGAAGUCCCGCCUCCUUUUGUCAGCACCCUGGCUGAAGUGUAGGGUGGGGGUGACGGAACACUGUGAACUGAGAGUGAGUCAGACAAUUAACUUGAUACUGACUGAAUUAAAACAUUCAUAGUAGCUUUAGCUAGAGAUUGAAAACACAAUCGAUUACACCAAUACGUUAGUACACUAUUAUUGAGACAGUAAACUUUCUAAGUCACAGUUUUCAGAAGGAAGUAAAUUUUAAUUGUCAUUUCCUGUACAAAAAUACAAUAGUUGCAUGUCUUAGACAAUAUUAUUUGCAUAUAGAAAGAUCAGUCUAGCUCGUAGUCAACAUGAAAGUUUUGCACGUACUACUGCUAUCUAUCGUCACUAUUGUAUCAACUCAACAACUACAAGAAUGUUUGAAUAGACAACUUCAACAAACAAACAAAAUCUCUGGUAUCUCUGAGUACUGUCACCAUGGAGAGAAUGGACAUUCAUCUGCCAUGGUGACAGUCAGUGGAACCAAGAGAGGACAAUAUCUGCAUGCACACAACUGGGUUACAGUAACUCUGGUGGAAUAGCAGGAGGAGGGCAAUGUGGGUCUACUCAAAGAAAAGUUGUCACACUGACAAACUGCAGUGAACCAGGACAGCAUCUCACAGAAUGCAUGGCCACGGCCAGUGAAAGCUGCACUAGUACCUGUUCUAUAUUGUUUUUAACAUGCUUCCCAGCUAUCUGCACUCAUGGAGCCCUAAGACUGGUGGGUGGAUCCACUGACAGAGAGGGACGAGUGGAGGUGUGUGUGGGUGGUCGUGAGGGUGGUCGUUGGAGGACAGUUUGCACUGGCGGUCAAGCACGGGCAG
Molecule: messenger RNA, 2224 nt
Organism: Halichondria panicea
Lineage: Eukaryota; Metazoa; Porifera; Demospongiae; Suberitida; Halichondriidae
Product: T-cell differentiation antigen CD6-like
Exons: 9
Coding region: 102-1433 (443 amino acids)
Cellular component (GO): membrane
Source: RefSeq, a predicted model, not a curated record